Molecule: messenger RNA, 2619 nt
Organism: Columba livia (rock pigeon)
Lineage: Eukaryota; Metazoa; Chordata; Aves; Columbiformes; Columbidae
Product: histamine H3 receptor-like
Biological process (GO): chemical synaptic transmission; G protein-coupled receptor signaling pathway, coupled to cyclic nucleotide second messenger; adenylate cyclase-inhibiting G protein-coupled acetylcholine receptor signaling pathway
Cellular component (GO): plasma membrane; synapse; dendrite
Molecular function (GO): G protein-coupled serotonin receptor activity; histamine receptor activity; G protein-coupled acetylcholine receptor activity
Source: RefSeq, a predicted model, not a curated record
CUGUCCGCCGCAGCCAUGGGGCAGGACCUGCCGUGGCUCAACCGCUCGCGGCCCGCGGGCGGGGGCGAUGGCUGCGCGGCGGGUGGGCUGCACGGCCCGUUCCCCGCCGGCCCCGCCGCGCUGCUGGCCGCGCUCAUGGCGCUGCUGGGGCUGGUCACCGUGCUGGGCAAUGCCCUGGUCAUCCUGGCGUUCGCCGUGCAGCGGAGCCUCCGCACGCAGGGAACCUUCUUCUUCCUCAACUUGGCCAUCGCCGACCUGCUGGUGGGCGGCUUCUGCAUCCCCCUCUACAUCCCCUACGUGCUGACCGGCGAGUGGAGAUUCGGCAGGGGCUUGUGCAAGCUGUGGCUGGUGGUGGACUACCUCGUGUGCACUGCCUCCGUCUUCAACAUCGUCCUCAUCAGCCUGGACAGGUUCAUCUCUGUGACCCGAGCGGCCAGCUACAGGGCUCAGAAAGGGAUGACCAGAAAUGCCGUACUGAAGAUGAUCAUGGUGUGGAUUGCUGCUUUUCUUCUCUACGGUCCAGCCAUUCUCAGCUGGGAGUAUAUUGCUCAAAAAAGCAUCCUCCCUGAAGGAGAAUGUCAUGCAGAAUUCUUCUACAAUUGGUAUUUCCUAAUGAUCGCCUCUACUAUUGAAUUCUUUACACCUUUCAUCACUGUUACAUACCUUAACCUAAGUAUUUACCUCAACAUCAGGAAACGUACCUCCCUCAGAAACGAAAACCUACCACCUGGUCAAGAGGACUGUGAAAUGAGUGUCCAGGGCGAAAAAAAGGAACACACCGUAUUUGUAGUAAAACCCGCAAACAGACACAAACAUAAGAUGAGAGCAAACGGCCUUUCUCCCCCAAAAAAGGCGUCAAGGCUCAGUCUGCGCAAGCUUGACAAUCGGUCAUUAAAUUUGAAUGCUAGUCGAGAGCUUCCGCCACUUGAGGUGGAAGUGGAGACCAAGCCCCAGAGGAACUGUUUUCCCAAAGCCACGGAAAGCGUGUGCGACACGGCCGGCAGAGCAGACAUUGCUAACACCGUGGCAAAUAGACUUUCCCGAGACAAAAGAAUAGCAAAGUCUUUAGCAAUUAUUGUCUGUGUGUUUGGUUUGUGUUGGGCUCCAUAUACACUUCUGAUGAUCAUCAGAGCAGCUUGCCACGGGCAUUGCGUGCAGCACGCACUCUACGAGACCUCAUUUUGGCUGCUGUGGGUAAACUCAGCCAUUAACCCUGUUCUAUACCCACUGUGCCACGUGAGCUUUAGGAAAGCCUUUCAGAAACUUCUGUGUCCAGGAAAAGCCACAAUUCAUCCUCAUAUUUUUAUGUGAAAAAAAGAAACGUGAAGGCUGACAAUUAGUACAUCUUGCUUUCAAUGGGAGCAUAAACUGGCUAAUAUUUGCCCGCAAAUAUUAAGUGCAAUGUGCAGUGGGUAGUUUAUGGAAUACUGGUAAGGACAAGUGUAGGUAUUUAUGAAUACAUAGAAAUACAGCCAUCCAUGUCGCUGGAGAAAUCACAGCAAUGAAAAGAAAGGGAGCUUCUCAGAGCUCGUUGGGGAAUUUCCGGUAACGGUGCACUAGCAAAGUGCUGAAGAGGGAAUAAGCAUUCAUGGCCAAAAACUAGAGUUCAGGCUGUCUCACUUUUAAUAACUGUAAAUAUUGCUGGUGAGGAAGUUGAUGAAGCGUCAGCCUUGGUCCUGUGGCAUUUCCCGCGGCCCCACGCCAGGACGCCCAGGUCUCGCUGUCAGGCGGCAAGUCAAGAACACAACAGUCACGUCACCAGGGAAGCUGCACAACCGUAGCAGCCAAGGGAGCAGGUGACUCAAACAUGAGCAGAAUUUUUAGUAGAACUAAGUUCAGGGCAGGAAUAUAAAAGAGUUUUGAGCAUUGUGAUAGGAGAUACGAGAACUGGGAGUUUGUACACCAGGAGUCCCCUCCCUCAGCUCUGACAUCUGCCCCCGCCACGGUGCCACCGGGGCAGGAACCUGCUGCACUCCGUACAGAACUCACAGGGACUACUCUUCUGUGUUUUGCUGUGAGUAUAGAGUAAGUAGAAUCAGUCCACAAGAUCUACAGCGGACAGCUCUUGCUAUAGAAGCAGCUUUAGGUAAACUUCCCUCGGAGUAAUUUUAAAAACCUUUCCAAUUAGACUUGUACUAGUUCUGAACCCACCCCACCCCUUCAACCUAUCCAUCCAUCAAGUCAAUGGUAAAAAGAAGUAUUAGUUGACACGUUUAGCAAUUUUCCAAGUCCUGCAUAACAAAUAGCAUGACCCAAAAAAGUCUGUUAAAAUAUACAGCCUUGCUCUUGACCACGAGUGUGGAAACAAGGUCAACGAUCUCCUGUUUCUGCCAUUCUGCCUCUGGCACGAGAGCAGCUCACGGAGCGGCCGCCCGAGCUUUGACGAGUCGCCCCAGCAGAGGGAUCGAUCCCAACAUCCCUAGUGAUACAGGUUUCCACCAUCAAAAGCAUUUCCUGUGUAGCUUCACAGAUGUUUUCUUUUGCUGGCAAGAGAAAUAGCUGUUGAACAGGCCUAGUUGUCUAUUGCCACAGUGCAUGUUAGUACAGCUGAUCUUAAAUUUUACAGACAGUAUUUAAAAUUAUUUACUUUGUAACAUUUCAAUAAAGUAAUUAAGAAUC